This is a messenger RNA of Nerophis lumbriciformis (worm pipefish), 3876 nucleotides long. The record is from RefSeq and is a predicted model, not a curated record. Lineage: Eukaryota; Metazoa; Chordata; Actinopteri; Syngnathiformes; Syngnathidae.
AUGGACCAAUCGGCUCGCGGCGGGCGCGGCCAGGGCAGUUCGCUGGCUUGCUUUCCCGCCAACGUGGCGAGAGACGUCACUGUUUCCGUGGUAACCGCACUCGGCGAUGGCGGGAGUCUGCCGCGAACCUCGGCGCAGCUGAAAUGGACGAUGGAGGUGCUGCGCUUUGGCCUGAGCCUCCCGAUGGACUGCGACACGCUGUCGGCCUGCCUGGACGUUUACGCCCACUGGCUGACGGUACCCGUGUCCCCGCCGGACUCCAUCCCGCCGCCCGUGGUCAAGGAGCCCGACCUUUACGUGCAGAAGAUCCUCAGGCACCUGAGCGUCUUAUUCCUACCUAGACCGGACAGACGGAGUCCGGCCUACUCGUCCGUCUGCCAACGUGUGCUGAGCGCGGUUCGGACGCUGGUCAGAGAAGGCGCACGGAUGGCCGGCGACACCUGGGAGACGCUGCUCGACUUCCUGCUUUGCGUAAAUCAAGCGACGCUAGCUACACCUGACUCUGCACCCGCGUCCUUGCCGUCUGUGGAGGUCCUGUUCCAGGUUAGUCUGGCGUCCUGCUCCCACUGUCGCCCUACUCCAUCCUGGUGGCUGUCGUGGAAACAGAUGAUGACCACCUGGAGGUUUCAGCCCGCCGUGCUUGACCAGUGGACGCGGAUUGUCUCCGCUCUGACAUCUAGGUUGCUGCAUCUGAGCUUGGGUCCCGCCUUCCCCCGGUUCGAGGUCCCAGAUGAGGACGCCGCGCUCAUCCCUGAAGACAUGGAUCGGCGACUCACUUUACACAUUUGGUUUAGGUUCUUGCAUUUGCUCGGCAAUCCCGCGGACCUGAAGCGUCCUCCGCAAGACGGCCUGCCACCCCCGGCCCUUGGGGACGUCUUCCUCACAGCCAUGUCCACCGUCAGCAGACUGGUGGACGCCUUUCUGGGUGUUUCUUUAAACUGCCGAGAAGGAGGCGAGGACAUGUUCAUCAACAAAGGGUUUUCGGCCAGAAUCCAUUUCCGAGACCGACUGCCUUCUCUUGGUGUCGCCGUCACCCGAAGUCCUUUCAAAGACAGACUGCCCACAUAUGGUGUUUCCCGUCCUCGCUCCGGAAGUGCUCCUCCAACCCCCGGAAACUUGUUGAGCGUGCCCGGCAAAUCGCAGAAGACGUCUCUCUCUGAGACGGCCGGAAAACCUCGUGCAGUGUCUCCACAAACGUCACCCUCCCUCCAACCGUGGAGGUCGUCCUCCGGUCUUCCCGUCUUCUCUUGGGCACUGUACCCAUCACCCCGCGGUUCCCCCUCCCCUCUGAGGGGCAGCGUGGACUCCCUGCUCCACUUGUUUGGUUUCUGCCUCUUUGACGCCGCCCUUGUGGACAAAAAUUCUGCUCUUGAUGAGCGCAGGGAAGAAGGACGAGCCGAAGCCUGUGGGACGCUUUGUCGGAUUUUCUGCAGUAAGAAGUCUUCGGAAGACAUCCUUCCCGAGUAUCUCUCCAGGUUCUACGCGGUCCUCCUCCAAAGUCUGCGAGCGGGCGAGGACAUGAGUCUUCCCGUCGUCUCCUCCGUCGUCCUCCACUCGUCCUCCUUGUUCUGCCGUGACUUACCCGGAGUCAACUUGCUGCUCCCCUCUUUCGUUUCCAUCCUGGAGAAGGUUCUUCAGGAAAGAGAGCUGUUUAGCUUCCAGUCUUUCGUGAGCCCCGUGGACCUGCGACGAGCAUCCAUCUCGGUGCUGAUGUCACUCUUGCCCCUGCCACAGCAGUUCGGAUCACUCCACCUGAAGCCGCCGCUGGACGCAGAUCAACUCCUGGCAGGAAGCGUUUGGUCCCUGAAGCCCCGCCUCUUCGCUUUGCUGAUUGGCUAUCUGCGGACAGAGACCGACAGCGCAAACACGCAGAUGCUCCUCGCGGCCAUCUUGACCGUAAUCCAUGACUGCGCCGCGAUGGAGUUAGCGCUAAAAACUCACCACAAAGGCAAAGCUCAACAGAUGCGAAAACACCCCAAUGCAGAACAUGAAAGAGCUAACGACCGACCCGCGGUCGCCCUGUGGGUGGAAUUUAUGCAUCUGCUGACUCAACACCUGAGUGACCGCUGGACGGACGACUCGGCGGUUUGCCUGUCAGCCGUGGAGGUUUUAGGAGGACUGGCCAAGGUGGACGUGAGAACGGCCCUGCAGGAAAAGAAGCGAGCGGUCGCUUCGGUCUGUCGCUACAUCGAAUACCAGUGCGGUCGUCCUCCUCCGCUUCACUCCAGAGAACUUCACUCCAUCAUUGUGGCGGCCUUCCACUGCCUGAGCGUGUGGCUUACAAGGCACCCUGAUAUCUUGGAAGAUGAGAAGUUCUUGGUGGAGCUUCUGGAGGUGGUGGAACUCGGUGUGUCCGGCAGCAAGUCCAGACAGGAAGAGGAAGUAUGGUGUCCAGGGGAGAAAAAAAUGAAUCCCGUCUCUCUGAGAGUCAAAGAGGCAGCUGAGGCCACGUUCAACUGCAUCAUGCAGGUAUCUGGAGCAUCCCCGUCUUUGGACAAAGAAGCCAGCUCUGGCCUGAGCGAAAUAACCCUGAAAAAAUUCCGAUACUUUUCUUUGGAUGAUUCCGUGAUCCUAGGAAUUCUAGAACCGGAAUCUGAACCAGAUGAAUUGAGGUUCUUUUGCCUAGACUCACUCACAGUGCUGAUCCGAGGACCGUUUUCGCUCCGCUCCUGGAAUUUCCGGCACCGCCUCAAGCCUAGAGAAGGAACGACAUCACCCUGCUCCGAAUACAUGACCGUGUAUGUUGAUUCUUUUUUGCAGAAAGCGCUCAACCUUGAGGACGGUGGCAGUGGAGCCCAGGUGCAUGCAGGGAUAUCGCACCGCAGCACCGGUCCGGAGAAUUCCCCGCUUAUCGAUGACAUCAAGACAGUUCCUUUGGUUAGAGCAGACCUGAGUAUUCCUGACCUAUGGGAGAGCCUGAGUGAGGAGCUGAAGAAGUGCCUGGAUCUCCUUAGAGGAACCCUAGAGCGACAAAAGCAAGCGGAGGCAGAGUCCCACCUUUCCGUGGGCGACACGACGUGUAUGCCUCCUCUUCCCGCUGCCGGCGUCCAAACCGCCAGGCUCUUCCUUUCUCACCUGGGCCUGAUGACUCCUGAGACCCUGAAGGAAGUCAGCGGCGGAGGCGUUCCGGCUCAGUUGGCGUCUCUGGACGCGUCGUUGUCGGGAUUUUGCCAGGAUCUGAGAAGUUUGGACAUGCUCUCGUCUAGAAGCGAGGAGUCGGUCUUGAUCUUCUACGUGAGGGCGAGGCAGAAGACGGCGGCUGAGAUCUUAAGGAACACAGAGUCAGGCCAGAGCAUCUCUCGUCACUUCCUGGACUUUUUGUUUGGUCUGGGCCUUCCGGCGGCAACCGGACGUGAGGAUACGGAACGAGACAACCAUUUGGUCUUCAAAUACGCAGACGCCCUGGCAGAUAUCACCUUUGUGGUUGCUUCGUCAUCAACGCACGCUGAUUGGUUAAAAAGCCAGAAGGAGGCGGAGUCAUCUGCGAUGAUCGUGUGGUUGGAGCGACCGGAAGACAUAGAAGGCUUUCCCAUUUGCCAGCUAACCAAUCGGCAACCUCCCAACUGCGCACGUGACUUUCAUGUGCUCUUCAUCCACGGCCUGAAAAGUGGACUCUUCCGGAUCUUCUCCCGCGGGGAAGGCGGAGCCAAAUUGCCUUUGAUUCCCCCACUGGUCAACGGGACGGUCGUCAGGAGGACCAUUCUUGGCCCGCUGGUCAUCGAGACGCUGCUCAACAGUUGGCGACGGCGGCGCGGCGACUCCACCCCUCCGCCACACGUCCGCAGGAAGUUGGCCAUCGGCGACCUGAUCCGGCGCUACCGCAGCCGCCGCUCGCAGCCCGCCGAUUUCUACUGCGCCCUCUUCCAAAGGCCUUGA